Messenger RNA from Micromonas commoda, 420 nucleotides. RefSeq lists its product with no specific name. NCBI's taxonomy places the organism in Eukaryota, Viridiplantae, Chlorophyta, Mamiellophyceae, Mamiellales, Mamiellaceae. Gene Ontology annotation, molecular function: peptidase activity. Gene Ontology annotation, biological process: protein modification by small protein removal. The annotation marks the transcript as partial. The transcript has a single exon. The record is from RefSeq and is a predicted model, not a curated record.
CACCAGGUUACCCUCCACCUCUACGACCUGUCGCAGGGCAUGGCGCGGGCCAUGAGCCCUGCGCUGUUGGGCAGGCAGAUCGACGGCGUCUGGCACACCGGCAUCGUCGUUCACGGCCAAGAGUACUAUUUCGGGGGAGGAAUCCAAGUGGGCUACCCCGGGGGCACGCACUUCGGGAGGCCCAUGCAGGUCAUACCGAUGGGCGAGACGCACAUCCCAGAGGAGCUGCUGCAGGAGUUCCUCGCCGAGAUUUCCCCGCGGUUCACCAUGCACACGUACAACCUCCUGCGAUGGAACUGCAACAACUUCAGCAACGAGGUGACGCAGUUUUUGGUCGGCAAGGAGAUACCUUCACACAUUCUUUCGCUGCCCGACGAUGUCAUGAACACGCCUCUCGGGCAGCAGCUCAUGCCGUUCCUC